CUUUCAUCUACUUGCCUCCUCGCCUACAAACCAAUCCUUGAGAAGCAAUUCGAUCUGCAGCAGGCAGAGCAUAUAGCUAGACGCAGCAGGAAGAAACAGCUAUGGCGGCUUCCAGGUCCCAGCUUCUGUUCUUCGUUGCGGUUGCGGCAAUGGCCUCGCUGUCGCUGCUCCACCCCUGCGAUUCCAUCGAGUUCCAUCGCAAGCUCUCCGGCUGGUCCAGCGACGGCGGCGCGACGUGGUACGGCGCCGCUACUGGGGCUGGAAGCGAUGGUGGCGCGUGCGGCUACCAGGGUGCCGUCGACCAGGCGCCGUUCUCGUCCAUGAUCGCCGCCGGCAGCCCUUCCAUCUACAAGUCCGGCAUGGGCUGCGGCUCUUGCUUCCAGGUGAAAUGCACCGGCAAUGACGCUUGCUCCGACAACCCGGUGACCGUCGUGAUCACCGACGAGUGUCCGGCCGGCGGCCCGUGCACGAACGAGCCGGUCCACUUCGACCUGAGCGGGACGGCGUUCGGCGCCAUGGCCAAGCCCGGCCAGGCCGACAAGCUGCGCGCCGCCGGUGUCCUCAAAGUCCAGUACACCCGCGUGCCGUGCAGCUGGCCCGGCGUGCAGCUAACCUUCGUCGUGGACGCCGGCUCGAACCCCAACUACCUCGCCGUGCUCGUCAAGUACCAGAACGGCGACGGCGACCUCUCCGGCGUCGAGCUGAUGCAGACCGGCGCCGGGGCGGCGUGGGCGCCCAUGCAGCAGUCGUGGGGCGCCGUCUGGAAGUACAACGCCGGGUCGGCGUUGCAGGCGCCCUUGUCAAUCCGCCUGACCUCCAGCUCCGGCAAGCCGCUCGUCGCCAGCAACGUCAUCCCCGUCGGGUGGAAGCCCGGCUCCGCCUACCAGUCGGCGGUCAACUACUGAUGGUCGAUCGAUAUAGCCGUAACGUUGUGUGCCGAGUGCACGUGUGUAGUAUCUAUCUGCGUACUGUUUGUGUGUUUGGACUUACAAGUGAUCACAACAGUGGUUGCAUUGGCAAAGACUAAUUGGAAGUAAUAAGGGCAGGAUAGGCAGAGGAGGAGGAGGCGCAGGUGUGUGCGAGCAUAGUUCUCCCCUCUUCGCCGACACGUGUUGUGUAUGUGUGUGUGUAUCAUUGUUUGUAUGGCAGCUCGGUAUCACUGCUGAAUGGAAUACUAAGACUUGUGUGU
Molecule: messenger RNA, 1189 nt
Organism: Panicum virgatum (switchgrass)
Lineage: Eukaryota; Viridiplantae; Streptophyta; Magnoliopsida; Poales; Poaceae
Product: expansin-B15-like
Exons: 4
Coding region: 102-905 (267 amino acids)
Biological process (GO): sexual reproduction
Cellular component (GO): extracellular region
Source: RefSeq, a predicted model, not a curated record